Messenger RNA from Copidosoma floridanum, 684 nucleotides. RefSeq lists its product as uncharacterized. NCBI's taxonomy places the organism in Eukaryota, Metazoa, Arthropoda, Insecta, Hymenoptera, Encyrtidae. The record is from RefSeq and is a predicted model, not a curated record.
AUGGCUCGGGGAACUUACUUCAACAGCACAGCGCACGCUUUGAAAGUCUACGGUCACAGCUAUUACAACCCUAUGACCGGGGAAGCCUUGGAAGGGCACAUAGAUGACGAGAGGUUGCCUUCGGGUACUCCAAAAAUCGGUUUCAAGGGCCUGCCGUGUACUUGCGUCGAUCAAAGUUGCGGUUGCUGUGCCGGACUGAACAUAACGGCCAUCGACUUUGACAGGCGCUACUGCGUCAAUUUCACCCUCGAUCCCAUCCAAUUCGAGAUCGAUAUGCAAGUUCUGAUGAACGAAAACGAAAUUUAUCAAACGUCUCUGUCAGCGCGCAAUCCACCACCAGUAUGCGUACCGCUGCCUUACGUGCCAGUACUGAACUUUUGCCUGAGGUUCUACGAUCUGUCCUUGAACAACAGCAACCUGAACGCCUGUAUGGAUUUCGAGACGCGAUUGGCCCAGUCGCCCCUCCUCGUCAUGCACUUCAACUGCGUGCGGGUCGGUGGCAGCGGCAUAGCUUGGGCCAAGCCGGGCGACUACCUGCUCAACAAUAGCUCGACGCAACAGACCACGGAUGGCUUCGAUCAUGUGGACUUUGACGCCGACGAUGGGCCCACUGUGAUUUCUUCCGAUUUUACGACGUUGGCGCCCGAAGACGAGGACAAGAUUGGCCAGCACCGUAUACCUUGA